Bicyclus anynana (squinting bush brown) is the source of this 2358-nucleotide messenger RNA. Its product is annotated as zinc finger protein on ecdysone puffs. Gene Ontology annotation, cellular component: nucleus. The coding region runs from base 187 to 2211 and encodes 674 amino acids. The transcript has 13 exons. NCBI's taxonomy places the organism in Eukaryota, Metazoa, Arthropoda, Insecta, Lepidoptera, Nymphalidae. The record is from RefSeq and is a predicted model, not a curated record.
GCCACAGACAGACGACAAAUGAAGGCGCUGGCGCUCACAGACGACAAAUGAAGGUGGCGCUGGCGCUGGCGGCCGCCAUUUUACUUUCGUCGUGUUCGUGUUCGCGAGGGUCGUCGACCGUCGUUAUAAAAUAAAUUGUGAUCGUGCGUGUGAAUUUUGUGAAUAUUUUGUGCUUAACAAAAAAUUAUGUCAUCCCGCGGUCGGGGCUAUGGUGGGCGGGGUAGCUACAGUGGGCGUAGCAACUACCGGGGCUCGUAUCGCGGCAGCAACCGCGGCGGGUACGACGGCGGACGCGGCGGCCGGGGCGGCGGCUACUCGUCCUACAACAAUGACUCUAGAUACAACAGCAGCAGUAUCAAUCGAUAUUCAAGUCGCGACAGAAUGGAUGAUUCUUACAAAAAGCCUUAUAGAAUGGAAUCUACUAGUUAUUCAAAUCGGGACUAUGGUAGAUCAGGAUCUCCAGAACGCAAAAGGAUGAGAAUGGAGGGCUCAUCGAGUGACAGACGUAGUCACGAUGGCGGCGGGCAUUACGGUGGUUCGUAUAGCAGUAGACAGGACAGUUACGGGAGCGAGAGACGGUCCUUCGCCAGCGAGGACAGAAGGCGCUCGCCGGCUCGAGAGAGCUACCGCAAGCCGAGUGGCAUGGGCCCGCCGCGAGAGCCGCCGCGCAUGUCGGUGCGGCCGCGCGCGCCGCGUCGCUCGUUCCGCGGCCGCACGCUGCGCUCGCGCUCGUCCUACCGCGGCGCCAUCCGCUCGCGCGGCACCUUCUCCUCGCGCCGAUACGGAGAGCGCUCGCUAGGAUACACCCGAGCAUUUAGACCACUCAUAAAAGGGAGAAGCUCUAUAAAGUCAAAAGAUGAAGAUGAAGAUGCCUCUUCAACAGAAGAGGACUGGGAAGCAGAUGAGAAGGAAGAAGUAGUGGAAGAUAAGAAAGAAGCUAAAAUCAAGUCUCCCAAGGCUGAGGCGGAGGCGUCGGAGGGCGAGGGAGGCGAGGGCGGAGACGACACCGACAAGGAGCCCGACGUCGCGUCGGACACGGCGCCGCCGCGCUCCUCGCCUUACGUGCAUCUCUCCUGUGUACAUUGCAAAGAGAAAUGUCCCACAUUCUCUAUCUACGCGAAGCACUUGCUGUCGGGCAAGCACCGCACGGCCAUGAGCGGCGUGGCGCGGCGGCACAAGGCGCAGCUGCUGCGCAUGCGCAUCGCCCAGCGCGGGGCGCAGCGCGAGCUGGAGACGGCGGCGGGUGCGGAGCUGGCGGCGCGCACCACCUUCUGCCUGGUGUGCCGCCUCAACCACCGCACCACGCGCCACGCGCACAACCUGACGGACACGCACCGCGCCAUGAAGCGCUUCCUCAUGCCCUUCUGCCGCAUCUGCCGCAUCACCUUCCGCUCGCCCAUGAUCUACGAGCACCACAUCUGCUCCAUUGAGCACCUGAAGAAGAAGGCUCACCGCAGUGCUCGUCGCGCCAGUCCGAAGGCUGAAGCCGACGCCAGUGGUGACGAGGGCAUGGACGUGGACUUGGAUAACUUCAUGACGCUGGACUCCGUGGGCGAUGUCGAUGAGGUUGAAGAUGAUGACUCUUGUGGUGAAAAGAAAGAAGAAGCUGCUCCAAAGAAACCAAAAGUGGAGAUCAACAUUGGAAGCGAGCACAUUAAAAAGAUGGAGGUGUGGUGGUGCGAGCUGUGCCGCGUGUACUUGCCGCGCGCCGAGACGGGCAGCACGGAGGAGGCGGAGGCGCUGCGCCGCCACUGCCGGCUGCGCGGGCACCUGGGCCGCUACGUGCAGCACCGCGACACGCGCACGCUGCGCCGCCACGCCGAGCGCAUCCACCGCCAGCUGCACCAGCAGAAAGAAGAAGAGGAGAAAGAAGCUGCUGGAGAUGAAAAUACUGAAAGUAAAGUAAAAGUUGAGAAAGCUGAAUCAUCAGGUGAGAAGAAACAUUUGGAAAAUGGUGCUGAAGUGUCUGUGUCAGGCAGUGAAGAUAAACUCUGGGCUGAUGUGGACAAAGACAUAGGGGAACUACUCCGCGAAGUAGACCCACAAGGCAAUGAAGCUAGUGAUGAUGAAGAAGAUCUUGGCAGAUAUGACAAGUUUCGUAAAAGUGACAAGAAAUCAAAGAUUGGCGAUGGAGAAGAAGGAAAUACUAAAGUAGAAGACAAGGAGAAGAAUGAGAAAGUAAUAAAUUCUGAAACCAUUUCAUCUGCCUAAGAUUUCCAUUUUGUUAUAAAGUGUAAUGUGUUAUAAGUUCACUAAAAUAGUACAUACUAUUUCUUUUUAGUAGUUAUAUUUAAGACCUUAUGCAAUUAUUCGACUUUAGAUAAAAAUUAUAUUAUGCUAAAAUCAAAAUUAAAUAAA